GAGAGGUGGCAUGCAGAUCUUCGUGAAGACUCUGACUGGAAAGACCAUCACUUUGGAUGUCGAACCAUCAGAUACGAUCGAGAAUGUGAAGGCGAAGAUUCAGGAUAAGGAGGGUAUUCCUCCUGAUCAGCAGCGUCUCAUUUUCGCCGGCAAGCAGCUGGAGGAUGGCAGGACGCUUUCCGAUUACAACAUUCAGAAGGAGUCUACCCUUCAUUUGGUGCUGCGUUUGAGAGGUGGCAUGCAGAUCUUCGUGAAGACUCUGACUGGAAAGACCAUCACUUUGGAUGUUGAGCCAUCAGAUACUAUCGAGAAUGUGAAGGCGAAGAUUCAGGAUAAGGAGGGUAUUCCUCCUGAUCAGCAGCGUCUCAUUUUCGCCGGCAAGCAGCUGGAGGAUGGCAGGACGCUUUCCGAUUACAACAUUCAGAAGGAGUCUACCCUUCAUUUGGUGCUGCGUUUGAGAGGCGGCUGCUGA
Messenger RNA from Eimeria maxima, 472 nucleotides. RefSeq names its product polyubiquitin, putative. Gene Ontology annotation, biological process: modification-dependent protein catabolic process; protein ubiquitination. Gene Ontology annotation, cellular component: nucleus; cytoplasm. NCBI's taxonomy places the organism in Eukaryota, Apicomplexa, Conoidasida, Eucoccidiorida, Eimeriidae. The transcript has a single exon. The record is from RefSeq and is a predicted model, not a curated record. The annotation marks the transcript as partial. Gene Ontology annotation, molecular function: protein tag activity; ubiquitin protein ligase binding.